UGGAGAAUCCGGUUGUCUCUGUGAGGUUGAAGGCUUACACGGCUUUGAGAAGAACAAUACUGGCACGGUCGAGCAAAUGCCGGUCCCUCUUGCUCCGUAUCCCACACCUCCACCUCCAUUAGCACCACCAAAUGGUGGGCAGAGCCAACUUGUUUGUUCUGGCUGUAGAAAUCUCCUUCUCUAUCCACAAGGGGCGAAAUCAGUAUGCUGUGCUGUUUGCAGAGCAGUGACCACUGUACCUCCUCCUGGGACAGAAAUGGCACAGUUGAUCUGUGGAGGAUGCCACACGCUACUGAUGUAUAUACGAGGAGCAAGCAGCGUUCAGUGUUCUUGCUGUCACACGGUAAAUCUGGCUCUGGAAGCAAAUCAGGUAGCACAUGUGAAUUGUGGGAACUGCCAAAUGCUGCUGAUGUAUCAAUAUGGAGCAAGAUCAGUGAAAUGUGCAGUCUGCAACUUUGUCACUUCCAUUGGGGCUUCUCCAAGCACUGAGCAAAAAGCCUAGCAUUUGAGUACCUUGAAUCACAGAGCUUCUUCCAUCUCUUAUGCAAAGCUGUCUUGUGACACCAAAUGUAUAGAGCUUCUUCUCUAGGCUAAUCCUUCCUUUUGGCAUGUCUAAGGUGUGAAGGUCAUCAUGGAGAGCAUGUCCUCAACUGAGCUUGGAUGGCUAAUAUUUUCUUCUUCUGUCUUGUGUCAACUGUACUUUAUGAUGACAUGAUUUGCAUCUCUGUGUCAAAAUGUUGCAGAAGAUUAUUCAAAGGUUGUUAUUGCAUA
This is a messenger RNA of Musa acuminata AAA Group (dessert banana), 771 nucleotides long. Its product is annotated as protein LSD1-like. NCBI's taxonomy places the organism in Eukaryota, Viridiplantae, Streptophyta, Magnoliopsida, Zingiberales, Musaceae. The transcript has 5 exons. The record is from RefSeq and is a predicted model, not a curated record. The coding region runs from base 77 to 502 and encodes 141 amino acids.